This is a messenger RNA of Drosophila simulans, 578 nucleotides long. Its product is annotated as A-kinase anchor protein 14. The transcript has 2 exons. Bases 95 to 505 code for a protein of 136 amino acids. NCBI's taxonomy places the organism in Eukaryota, Metazoa, Arthropoda, Insecta, Diptera, Drosophilidae. The record is from RefSeq and is a predicted model, not a curated record.
GUCGCUAUAUAAGCCUCAUCUGCACGUUCCACCAGCAUCAGUCAUCUCUCUGAACUUACCCCAAAAACAACCAACCAACCAAACCUUAUUCAAGAUGUUCAAAUUUGUUGCCGUCAUCGCUCUUCUGGUCGCCACCGCCAGCGCUGGUCUGAUCGAGACUCAUCAUGUGGUGCACGAGCCCGUCCUGGCCAAGGUUGGAUCGGUGGUGCACUCAGCUCCCUCGGCGGUUUCCCACCAGAGCAUCACCCAGGUGCACAGCAAGGCAGUGGUGCAGCCCGUGGUUGCUCCCAUCGUGAAGACCACCACCUACUCCCAUCCCGCCGUUGCCGUCCACGCUGCUCCAGUGGUUCACUCCGUGCCCGUUGUCCACGCCGCUCCAGUCGUCCACUCCGUGCCGGUGGUGCACUCCGCUCCUGUGGUGCACUCUGUGCCUCUGGUCCACUCUGCUCCCCUCGUCAAGUCGGUGGUGCACUCCGCUCCUCUGGCCUACACCCUGCACCACUAAGGAAGCAAAUGUGAUACAGUAUUUACGAUUUUUUGUUUCAAUAAAUGUUUUUCGUUUUGUCAUAACAAGUUAA